Molecule: messenger RNA, 1119 nt
Organism: Physella acuta
Lineage: Eukaryota; Metazoa; Mollusca; Gastropoda; Physidae
Product: ankyrin-3-like
Molecular function (GO): protein binding
Source: RefSeq, a predicted model, not a curated record
AUGAUAGCAUGCCAUGAAGGGCACAAAGAAAUAGUAGAAAGUUUACUAGUAUACGGCCGUUCUGUUAAUGCUGUUGAGAAACAACAAUGCAAUGCCUUAAUGAUAGCUUCCAAGAAAGGACAUGACCAAAUUGUGUCACUACUUAUAAAACGUAUUGAGAACAUUGACGAAGUUGAAACAGAUGGUUGGACAGCUUUGAUGUCUGCUUGUCACAUGGGGCAUGAGAAAGUUGUUGAUGUUUUACUAGGUAAAAAUGCUACAGUAGAUGUUAAAGAUAAAGAUGGAUGGAAUGCUAUAAUGAUUGCCGCUGAGCGAGGACACGAAAAAAUCGUAGAAAAAUUAAUAGCACAAAGAAAAGAACUUGUUACUGAGAAAAACAAGGGUGGAUAUACUGCAUUAAUGCUAGCUUCACAGAAUGGGUAUGACGAGUGUGUAAAGCUAUUGGUACCAUAUUCGAAGAUUUAUGAUGUGGAAAACGGCAAGUGGAACGCAAUAAUGUUAGCCGCCCAGAAAGGAAAAAUAACUACAUUAAAACAUAUGUUAGAGGAAGAAGUAGAAGAAGAAGAAGAUGAUGAUGAAGAAAAUGAUGUAUAUAAUGAAGAAGAUACAGAAGAAGAUGACGAUGAAGAUGACACAGAAGAAGAUGAUACAGAAGACGAUGAUAUAGAAGAAGAUGAAAAAGAUGGUGAAGAUAAUAAAAAUGAUGAAGAUGUGGAACGAAACGAAGAUGAUAAUGACGUUAAAGAAGAAUUAGAACAAAUAAGUUUAGAGGCGGUUGAGAUUACUGGCUAUAACGCGCUAAUGAUUGCUUGUCAGAAUGGAUACGAACCUAUUGUUGAAACCCUAAUAAAUCGAGGCUGCAGUGUUAAUAGAGUAAAUAAAAAGAAUAAGUGUACGGCUUUAAUGUUAGCUUCGAAAAAUGGACACACAAAUGUUGUUGACAUUCUCCUUAACAAUAACGCUAAAAUAAAUGCAGUGACAAAAACAGGGCUUAAUGCAUUACAUUUUGCAACAUUACAAAAGUAUAAAAACUGUAAAAAGCAUACAAACACAGAACAAAAACUAAAAGAAAAGAACUGUGAAAUCAUAAAUGUAAGUAUUGUAAUGACAUAUUUAUAG